Toxotes jaculatrix (banded archerfish) is the source of this 8254-nucleotide messenger RNA. Its product is annotated as WD repeat-containing protein 7. Gene Ontology annotation, molecular function: protein binding. Gene Ontology annotation, cellular component: cytoplasm. NCBI's taxonomy places the organism in Eukaryota, Metazoa, Chordata, Actinopteri, Toxotidae. The record is from RefSeq and is a predicted model, not a curated record.
UGAACUGAUCGGUUUGUGGGUAGGACAGCAGCUAAAAACAAACCGAAAAGAAGGGUAAUUUGUGUUUCUGUUUCUCUUAGAGGGAAACGCUCAUCAACAGGCCUUUCAUUAGAAGGAAAUGUUUCAGUAGGACUCAUUUCUUCUGACACAUCAUCAUAAUGUCGGGGAACAGCCUGGUUCUGCCCAUAGUGCUCUGGGGCCGCACAGCUCCUACUCACUGCAUCAGCAGCCUGCUGGUGAUGGAUGACUUUAGCACCAUCAUCACCGGCUGCCAUGAUGGACAGAUCUGCCUCUGGGACAUGACACCCGAGCUGAAGAUUUGUCCCAGAGCCAUGUUGUUUGGACACACAGCCUCCAUCACCUGUCUUUCUAAAGCCAGUGCGUGCAGUGACAAGCAGUACAUCGUCAGUGCAUCAGAGAGUGGGGAGAUGUGUUUAUGGGAUGUAAGUGAUGGACGCUGCAUUGAGUUCACUAAGCUGGCCUGUGCUCACACUGGUAUUCAGUUCUAUCAGUUCACCAUCGGCACUCAAAGGGAGGGACGUCUGCUUUGUAACGGCCAUUACCCAGAAAUCCUUGUGGUGGAUGCCACCAGCCUGGAGGUCCUGUACUCGCUGGUGUCUAAGAUUUCUCCUGACUGGAUCAGCUCCAUGAGCAUCAUCCGAUCCCACCGCACACAAGAGGACACAGUGGUGGCGGUGUCAGUGACUGGGAUUUUGAAAGUCUGGAUCAUCACAGCUGAGGUCAGCAGGAUGCAGGACCUGGACCCAGUGUUUGAAGAAGAGUCCAAACCCAUUUACUGUCAGGGCUGUCAGAGCAUUUCCUUCUGUACCUUCACUCAGAGCAGCCUGCUGGUCGUCUGCUCCAAGUACUGGAGGGUGUUUGAUGCAGGUGACUACUCGCUGCUCUGCUCGGUGCCCAGUGACAAUGACCAGGCCUGGACAGGAGGGGAGUUCAUCGCUGCAGACAAAGUCAUCAUCUGGACUGAAGACGGCUGCAGUUACAUCUACAAGUUGCCUGCCAGUUGUCUGCCAGCUAGUGAACAUUUCCGCAGUGAUGUUGGGAAAACCAAAGAAGGCUCGAUCCCUCCUCUGGUAUACAGCAUCGCUAACUGCUCAGACAAACAGCUCCUAAUCUGUCCUCCUGUGACUCGGUUCUUCUUCGGCCGGCGGGAACCUUUCCACAAACUGCUGAUCCAGGGAGACUCAGCAGGCAGACUGUCGCUGUGGAGCAUCCCAGACACCUCACCUCUGCAACCGCUGUCGACCGCUGCUGAGCUGCAGGUGUCGUCCACCAUCAGUCUCCAGGAGGCGUUUGAUAAGUUGACCCCUGUGUCUGCAGGGAUCAUUGAUCAGCUCAGUGUCCUGCCUGGCAAAGAAGAACCCAUCAAGGUGACGGCCAGCGUAUACAUCCCCUCUCAGGGUCGACUGGUGUGUGGGAGAGAAGACGGCAGCAUCAUCCUGGUCCCUGCCACUCAGACAGCCAUCGUUCAGCUACUGCAGGGGGAGCACAUGCUCCGGAGAGGCUGGCCGCCCCAUCGCACCCUGCGAGGUCACCGGAACAAGGUGACAUGCGUCCUGUAUCCGUACCAGAUCUCACCCCGAUAUGACCAGCGCUCGCUGGUAUCCGGAGGAGUGGACUUCUCCGUCAUCGUCUGGGACAUUUUCACCGGAGAGAUGAAGCACAUCUUCUGUGUCCACGGAGGAGAGAUCACCCAGCUCAUCAUCCCCCCCGAAAACUGCAGCACUCGGGUGCAGCACUGUGUCUGCUCGGUGGCCAGCGACCACUCUGUCGGCCUGUUGAGUCUCAGAGAGAGGAAGUGCAUCAUGCUGGCGUCGCGGCACCUCUUCCCCAUCCAGGUCAUCAAGUGGCGUCCGGCAGAUGACUACCUGGUGGUGGGAUGCUCUGACGGCUCCGUCUACGUCUGGCAGAUGGAUACAGGAGCCUUGGACCGCUGUGUGAUGGGCAUAACGGCAGUAGAGAUCCUGAACGCCUGUGACGAGCUAGCUCCGGCCACCGUGGACGCUCUGAGCCACUCUGCGGUGAACCUGAAGCAGGCGAUGACUCGCCGCAGUCUGGCGGCUCUGAAGAACAUGGCCCAGCACAAACUGCAGACGCUCGCCACCAACCUGCUGGCUGCAGACAACGCUGACAAGGGCAACCUGCCGAAAUACUCUCAUAACGCCCUGGUGGUCCAGGCGAUGAAGACCAACCUGACAGACCCUGACAUGCACGUGCUGUUCUUCGACGUGGAGGCAGUGAUCAUUCAGCUGCUGACGGAGGAAGCCCAGAGACCGAACCCCACGCUGGUGUCUCCAGAGACACUGCAGAAGAGCCAGGCUGGGGCCGACAAAGGGGGUUCCUUCCUGGCCAACAAGAUCUUCAAACAGGUCAAGGAGACGAUGAAGGAAACCAUAAAGGAGCACCUGCUGGACGAAGACGAGGAGGAGGAGGAGGAGAUGAGGAGGCGCGAGGAGAAGUCCAAGUCUCUGAGUCUGCUGGAGUACAACCUGACGAUGGACACGGCUAAACUCUUCAUGUCCUGCCUGCACGCCUGGGGUCUCAACGAACAGCUGGACGGCAUCUGUCUGGAGCGACUGGGCAUGCUCAGACCACACUGCCCCAUCUCCUUCGGCCUGAUCUCCAGGGGAGGUCACAUGUCCCUCAUGCUGCCCACCUUUAAGGAGUCCUUGCUGUCUCAGUUGUCCCUGGUGACGGGUCGGAAGCUGACUCUGUCAGACAUCGUAGGGAAGGGGACGUACGGCGUAUCAAGGGCUGUCACCACGCAGCACCUCCUGUCUGUUAUUUCACUGGCCAACACUCUGAUGGGCAUGACCAACGCCACCUUCGUUGGGGAGCACAUGAAGAAAGCACCGGCCAGGCCUCCCAGACCAGGAGGAACCCCGGAGUCUCCUCGUAGGACGCCGGCCGCCCCCCCUCAGCCCUCCUGCCCGGCGCUACAGGCCCAGAUCAAACAAGGUUGGAGCCAGCUGGCAGCCAUGCACUGUGUGAUGCUCCCUGACCUCCUCGGCCUGGACAAGUUCAGACCUCCUCUGCUGGAGAUGUUGGCGAGGAGAUGGCAGGACCGCUGUCUGGAGGUGCGAGAAGCGGCACAAGCCCUUCUGUUGGCUGAGUUAAGAAGGAUUGGCCAAUCAGGACGCAAGGACACCAUCGACAUGUGGGCUCCCUACCUCCCUCAGUAUGUGGACACAGUCAGUUCCCCCGGGACGGCCACAGAGCCCUCCCCUCCGGCCCCGCCCCCUCCUGAGGCCCAGCCGGUAGAAACCAAGGCUCCUGAGGAGGAAAUGGACGUCACUGACGACGACAUCACAGCAGGUUGUCUGUCCAACCUUCCACCAAACGCCAAGAAGAUCUCCAACUCGUAUGAGGAGCGGCGUAAGCAGGCCACCGCCAUCGUGCUGCUGGGGGUUAUUGGGGCUGAGUUCGGCGCAGAGAUCGAGCCGCCAAAGGGGGCUGCACGGGCUCGGGCCGGUGGACAGGCUCCAGAGGGCUUUGGCUUGACAAGCGGAGGGUCUUCCAACUACUCACUGGCCAGGCACACAUGUAAGGCACUGACCUUCCUGCUGCUGCAGCCCCCGAGCCCCAAGCUGCCCCCCCACAGCACCAUCCGCCGCACCGCCAUCGAUCUGAUUGGCCGAGGCUUCACUGUCUGGGAGCCGUAUAUGGACGUGUCAGCGGUGCUCAUGGGACUGCUGGAGCUCUGUGCCGAUGCAGAGAAGCAGCUGGCCAAUAUUACCAUGGGUUUGCCCCUCAACCCGCCGGCGGAUUCAGCUCGCUCUGCCCGCCACGCCCUCUCUCUUAUCGCUACUGCCCGGCCGCCCGCCUUCAUCACCACUAUUGCAAGAGAGGUUCAUCGAUACAACGCAGCCCAGGCGAACUCUCAGUCACAGCAGAAUGUUCACACCACCACUCUGGCCAGAGCCAAGACGGAGAUACUGCGAGUGAUUGACAUCCUGAUAGAGAAGAUGCCUGGAGACGUUGUGGAUCUACUGGUUGAGGUGAUGGACAUCAUCAUGUACUGCAUUGAAGGUUCUCUGGUGAAGAAGAAAGGACUGCAGGAGUGUUUCCCUGCUAUUUGCAAGUUCUACAUGGUUGGUUACUGUGACCGCAGUCACCGGAUCGCAGUCGGAGCUCGCCAGGGUUCAGUGGCUCUCUACGACGUCCGUACCGGAAAAUGCCAGAACAUCCAUGGUCAUAAGGGUCCAAUCACAGCGGUGUCCUUCGCCCCCGAUGGCCGUUACCUAGCGACAUACUCCAACGUUGAUAGCCACAUCUCCUUCUGGCAGAUGAACACCAGUCUGCUGGGCAGCAUCGGGAUGCUGAACUCGGCCCCUCAGCUCCGCUGCAUUAAAACCUAUCAGGUUCCUCCAGUGCAGCCGGCAUCCCCGGGCUCCCAGAAUCACCUGAAGCUCGCCCGCCUCAUCUGGACCUCCAACCGCAACGUCAUCCUGAUGGCCCAUGACGGCAAGGAGCACCGCUUCAUGGUCUAAACCAGAUCUGUAUCUCCAGCUGAGCCCCCCCUUCUUGUAUCUGACAAACCUGCACCUUUUUAGGUUUUAGUUUUUUUAUUUUUUUGGCCGCAGCAUAGAUUCAGUCAUUGGUUUCUGUAGUUUUAGCUCCCAAAUCCUGAGCUGCUGCAUCAGUCAGUCAAAAGAGUGUAAAACAAGCUAAGCUGAUGGUAUUCAAAGUAGUAUUCAAACUGCAGUUUGAGCAGAAAGGUAAAAACCCUGCUCGGGUCCAGGUUAGGACUGGAUGACUUUAUCCCCUGUAGUGAUAAUUGUGAGUGAACUCGCUCUAAUGUAUUUAAAGGCCAUCACAGGAGGCUUGUUUACAUUUUAAACUGCAUCAAUGUGUUUUUAGUCAUUCACACCUUCUCGUCAUUCCUAUUUAUUUGCUGUUAUUGUCUCAUGUCACAGAUGUUGUUGGCGUUCUUGCCACAGCCAGUUUGGGUCCCGAUUGCUGCUGUUUAAAGUCGGCCUUUGACUCACAGCCAUUUGGCGUUAGUUUUUAAGUUUAUUUCAGUGCUCAAUAAGAGAAUCUUAUUAUUAUUAAAUGUUUUGAAACUUAUUGCAAGUAUUUGUGGAUUUACUUUGAAGAAACACUCACAGGAACAUGGAUUUAACAUAGGGACUCAAAAUGAAUUGAUCUUUGCCAUCUUUUUUUCCCCCAUUUUCUGCUUUUUACAAAACAACCUAAAAGGAAAAUCUUUAGUUUUCACUGCUGGACUGCAUCAUUUCUCGUAGAUUGUUGAGAAAGUUUAAAAGAAAUUUUCCACUGCCCUCUUGAAGCUUUUGCUUCGACCUUUGUAAGACAAGAACACACUUUUCACAUUUGUGUGUGUGUGUGUGUGUUUGUGUGUGUAUGUGUGUGUGUAAGUGCUUCGGUGCUUGCUUUUACUUUUGUGACACCUUGGAAGCUUUUCCAUCCUCUCUGAGCUUCAUGCAGAAAUGUGUGUGUAUGUGUCUACACCCAAGUGUAUUUUCACCGUUAAACACACAUUCUCACUUCAGAUUGUUCAUCCUAAAAGCAUGAUUGCAGUAAACCUUUAGUUGCUGGAGGUGCAGCGGUGCUCACCCCGUAUCUAUAAAAAGACACCAAAGGACACAAACUAACAGAGCAGUGGCCACUAGAAUCAAUGUUACAUCUUCAGAUGCAUCAGAAAUGCAAACAAGGGACUUUAAAUUAGAUAAGUGGCCCCUUUGUACCUGGAACUAUUUGGUAAGAAAGGUGCAUAAGACACUUUGAUAAUUGUCCAUCAUGAAUUUGGUCAUUUGUCCUCACAAUGCACGUCUGCACAACUCUGAUCUGAACUCUGUUGACUCUGAUAGUUUUGUCCCUCAUUAUGUCGAUCUCAUUCAGCUUGCUGUCCUUGGCCUCCCUGUUUUAUUCAGUAACAGUUUCCACAAUUCCUUGUGUCCACAUUUUGUCCACUUUUUGUCUUGAUUUUCGUCUCACGAGGAUGCCAGGACAUUUCCCUGAGUUCUUUCUGUCUCUUUCGGGAUGUAGACACUUUCCUGAAGGUUUGUCUGUUUGAAGGAAAACAGCCCGUUUCCUUGCCUCGUUUUACCCCUCACUUCUGUUUUCUGGGAGAUUGUGUUUCUUUGCAGAUGAUGAUGGUUAAUAUUAGACUGAUAGAUGUGAAGGCUGCUCUUUAUCUUUCUGCUUUCCUCUUGUCAUUCAUCCUGCUCACAUCUGACUUUUAGGAGAGUAUCUCUAGAUAUAAAUGUGUACAUAUACAGUAUAUAUAUAUAUAUAUAUAUAUCAUCAGAACUGCUGUGUUGUGUAGCCUAGUGUCAACCUUGUACAGUGAGUGUCGAUCUUGUUGUGUGUAUUUAUUGUGGCUAACGUAACUGUCUGCCUGGCACUGACUAGUUCUUCAGAUAAGCAAACUUUUCAUCUAAGUCAAUUUUAAAAAAUGAUAUUUUGACAUUUGAGUUUGAAUUUCUUUAAAAGUUACUUACAAAAUAGUUAGAGCGUUUUCCUUUGUUUUUAACAAGGUAAAUUAAGUGGCUCAGUUUAUUUAACAAUACUUGAAAGGCCAAAAAAUGGCAAUAUCUUCUUAUGAUGUUAAAAAUACCUGAACAAAUGGAAAAGCAAGAGAAAAUUCAAAAUUUCAUGGUGUUCCAUUUUCAUCUGUAGGUGUUUUACGUCAUUUCACAGUUGAAUAUUUAUUUUUCUCGGUGCAUCAUGAAAGAAAACUGCAACUCUUCUCUUAAAUGCUAUAUUAACAUCCCUUGUUAAUAGCAGUGAAUACAACAAGGCAUGAAGUAUCUGGUUAGCCUGGAGCUAACCAUACCCAUCACUUCUUAUGAGAAAUGCUAACAUCUGUAACAGCUGUUUAAAGAGAAACCUAACAGCAACUUAGUCUUCUCAUCUUAUGGUUGAAGACAUGUUUUUGCACAUUAUACCUGGACAGUCAGUCAGGACCUUCUUGCUUUAAAAAGUUCUUUUAGUGCUCAGAGUUUUAUGCAGAGAGAGAAAUAUAUAGGAGUGUACAUACAGAUACGAUAUUUAUAAAGUGACAGCUUUCUGUCAGUAUCACACUGCGUCUAAAUGUUUUUAUUUUGACUUUUUGUGACUCUCGGAAGCAGCUGGCAUAUGUUUGAACACUUGCUUUGCUCCUGUCUUUUCCUCUCUUCCUUCUCCUUCCCUCCCCUCCUCUGUCCUCCCUCCUCUCCUCCCUCCAUCUCCUGUCAGUUUCAUUAGUGCUGUCAGAAAGCUUCUAACACCGUUACACACCUGUAAACCCGAGUGUGUCAAAGCUUUUCACAAGUUCUUCCACUCUGGAAAAAAAAAAAAAAAUCCAGCAGCUUGUCACACACUAACACACACACACACACACACACACACUUCUUCAAGUCCAGCCAGCUUUGGACCGCCUGGUCCAGACAGCUUUGAGAUCUUGAUUUUACGUUUUCUCCAGCACUCUUAACAGUUUGAGAAAAUAUGUUUUUGGCAGCCUCUCGGGGGAGGAAAGGUGAGAAAAAUAAAGAAGGCAGAGAGGAAGAGCUGAAGAGUAAGUAACAAGCGAGGAAGAUCAGGUCAACCACCCAGAAAAGGAAGGUUCUUUGGUGAAGGUAGUGAACCGAAAUGUCUGAAAGAACCUUGUGGUUUUUCUUCGAGUACAACACAAACAACAUGUGUUGCAGUUACUGAAAAUGUCUCAGAGUACUGCAGGUUUUCAACAUUUGAUACAUUCAGAAAACGGAUCUUCUCGGUUUUGUACAGAAUCACUCUGACGAAGCUCUGUGACUAGUUGACAGAAACAUUUUUUACAUUUUAGCUCAUUUUUAGGUCCCAUCCUCCUGUUUUCUCCUUCUUCCUUUUCCUGUCUCCUGUGAGGUUGAACAUGUGGAGCAGCUUCUUCAGCUGCAACACAGGAUUUCCCUGUUUUCAGCCUAUAUGUUGUUUGAUGGCCAGCUUGUUUUAAAACGUGUCUGCUUACUUUCAUUUCAUUUCUGAAUAUCACACUAAAUAUAAUCAGCAUUUUUUUUCUUCUUAAUUUUGUUCUGAUGUGAUUAUAUAUUUAUUAAGUGCAGUAAACUCAGUCUAGAUAUUUAAGGGUGUGUGUGUAUGUGUGUGAGUGUGCGUGAGUGUAUGAUGUAGUGCAUGUAUACAAGCUUUCCUUGAUGUAACACAGAGCAGGUUGAAUCUACAGUGCAUCAUAUAAACAACGUGUGAAAAUGUGUUGUUGUUGUUGUUGUUGACUUUGUGUCCAAUAAAGAUGAAAAUUAGA